Molecule: messenger RNA, 19033 nt
Organism: Aedes albopictus (Asian tiger mosquito)
Lineage: Eukaryota; Metazoa; Arthropoda; Insecta; Diptera; Culicidae
Gene: Rbp
Product: RIMS-binding protein 2
Exons: 21
Coding region: 2098-7143 (1681 amino acids)
Biological process (GO): neuromuscular synaptic transmission
Molecular function (GO): protein binding
Source: RefSeq, a predicted model, not a curated record
CGUAUAGUGCCGUCCUACUUCCGGUGUGCUUCGGCGCAAGUACGUCCAGCAGAUGUCGCUCUGCCAGCCGCUCGCUCCAUCAAAUCGAUGUUCUGACACCUUCGUCAUGUUGGUUUCUUGGCUCUUGGCUCGUGGCCUCACAAACGAAGAGUACCUAUCGUACAACGGCAGCGGAUAGUGACCCAUUUUUUCCGGGCGGGUGGGCCGUUUUUUUCACCAGAACUGGAUUGCUCCGAGGGCUGAUUUGUUCCAAGUGUACCAGGCGUAGAGUUUCGUCCAAAGUCCGGUAGUGAUCUGUCGAUUUAUUGAUGUGACUUUGGGUAAAAAGGAUUGCACUUUAUCCGAAUAUUUGCGGGCUCACAUUUCCGCUGGGAAUAUGAAUGAUGAAGUGAAGAACAAACGGUGCGAGUGAGCGUAUGGAUUUUUCCGUCUGCAAAUCGGGUCUCUGGUGAAAAUUAUUGAAGAAGCUUUCCCGUGUAGGAUAUGUUGUAAAUUGCAAUCGAAGCAGUUAUUUUUAGCUAAUUGAUCUCCUAAUCGUUUCCACAGUGUCCGCAUCGAGCAAUAAAGCUAGUUUUAGUGGAUGAUUGAAUAGCUUCCAGAAAAUAGAAACAGAUAGUGAAGUUUGAUUGUUUCUGCAAGAAUUGGGAAAAUUGCAUCCAAAUGGAAUGUUCGGGCUAGGAAGUAACACAUAACAUCUUUAUCAGAUAAAGCCCGAACCAGUUAACGCAAGUUUGUGCUAAUAGAAGAAGAAACUUGAGUAGCAAAAUUAGUGUUACGAAAGCAUUUGAUGCAAAUGAAUGAAUAAAUUAUCUAAGUGAAGGAGGAAAAAACGAUUGUUCUGCGAAAAAAAAACGAGAAAAAGUGGUUUCAUCCUUCCUACCUAUGAAGAGUGAGAGAGAGAAAGAGUAGGAAAAGUUUCACUAGUAAUGCGGGGGUUAGAAAGAGACACGCUCUCAAACAGGAGCAUACAGUGAUAAAUCUCCAAGAAAAAGAAAGUUAAUUAAAAGUUUUUUUUCUGGUAAAAAAGUUUUGUCUUUUCCUGUGAUCAGUAGAACAAAAUUCUGGUGAGAGAAAAGAAGUGUUAAAAUAUAUGGUUCAGCAAAAUCCCAUUGAAUCCAGUGUACUGAAUGGAAAGUGCAUCCCGUUCCUUUCCGAUUGAGUUUUUCACAAAACGCCAAUUUCCACAAUGGAUUGAACAAAGCAUAAGGAAUAAAAAAACUCAUUCCUCCUCAGUGUUUCUGCGGUGAAAAUUAAAGAACAAAAAAACACACUUCGAUUGUACUGAUUUAUGCUUAACCACCUACUCGUGUUUUGCUCCUCGUAAAUUUUCUCCACUUUGGCUGAAAGUUUCCGACUUUUCCACUCUUCAAGAAGGCAAGAGGUGUGAGCAAGCAACACAUCAUGUGAGCGGGCAGCUUUCACACGGUGGACUAGGAUAUGGAAGUGGUUGUUGGCAGCAACUCGGCGUGAGUGAUUUAAAAAUAGCUUGUUAAAUAUCGCAUUAGACAGGGCAGAGACAUUCAGCGCCAUCCAAAAGGCAGAGGAAAGGGGUGGCAAAUGAGUGGCGAAAUCCCGCAAUAAAAGCGUAUCAGCAGUGGCACUUAAUCAUCAUUAUCGUCAUCGUCAUCGAGUUUCAACAUCGGAGCACAUAGUGUGAACCAUUAGACAGCGGCAACUUUGCGACGAAACGAUACGGGUGUUUAAAGGCUGCAACUAAGUAAAUCGGUACACAGUGAACUAAAAUUUAUAUGAACUUGUUUUAAUAUGUAGUUGUAUGUGACCGUACAGUGAAGUGCAACUGAAAGGAACACCGGAAAAACGGAAAAGUGGAAAACCCGGAGUGAGAGGAUACGCACUCAUUGACACGCAUCGGCCGUGCCUCUCCGGGAAUUGUGCAUAUUGCUACGGCAUAUCGUCGUCGUCGUCGUCAUUGUCGGCAUCGUGCAUCGUACUCUGAAUCGUAUACCCUGAGCUGUGACCGACCGGAUCGAUUCGGGCCAAGCAAGUUGAAACGACGAGCAUCCGCCACUGGCACCAGAGCGCGCGUUGGCAAUUAUGGUGAUGCUGUAAAAUACCACGAGAGCUACUAAAUAGACGAUGUCCAACGACGCACUCUGGGUGUCUGACGCCAUGUUGGACUCACUCAGUAUGCAACUUCGGGACGCCGAAGCUCGUAGGGCAGAAGCAGAACGCGCACACCAGGAAGCUCUGGUACAGUUAAGGGGUGUAUCAUCUGGCGUCGGUAGGAUAGGAGACCCAAUCGAAACACUACAAUCCAGAGCACGCGAGCUGGAAAAGAAGGCCGCUCUUGAAACAGUCAGAUGCGAAGAGCUUCAGCUAGAGCUGUCGGCUGCCCUAAAAUCGCGUCCCGGUCGAAUGCCGACUAGUUCCAGUUCCGUUGGUGUCGGAGGUCUCAGUAGCACAAUCACAAGCAAUCACUCGACGAUGGUCAACAGUAUCGGAAAUUUCGGUAUGGUUGGCAACUCGACGUCGUUGACAGGAACAUCCUCAGCUCUCAGUGGCAUAGGGGGUGGCGGCAGCGGCGUCGGCGGCGGAGGAGGUGGAGGAGGAGGAGGUGGAGGAGGUGGAGGUGGAGGCAGUACUGUUACAUGGGCUCCCACGCCAACCCAGCAACAGGGAACUGAAAUAGAUAGGAUUAUGGCAAAGAUCGAACAGGCACGUUUAUCCAUUGCUAAUGACAAUCGUAUAUUGGCCGAGUUAGAGCACCCGCGAACUACUGGACCAAUAAUGUCGUCAUCGCUGGGGUCUGGUCUGACAAGCACAAGUCUCAGUCUAUCCCAGCAUCAGCCCCACCUCCAAACGACUAGCUUAGCGUCCCACAUCAACAGCACCGGAGUUCUUGGAGGACUAAGUGGACUGACUAAUAGUGGUGUUCCUGCAAGUGUUGGGACCGGUGUUCCCAGCUCGAUCGGUCUAAACUCGAUAGGUAUUAGCUCAAUUGGAACCGCUGGAAUAAGUUCAAUCACCGCUGGCGUGAAUUCCAUGCAUGUAACUUCGAUGGGAGUGACCUCCAGUGCCAGUAGUCACGCGCUAACCGAUGGACAGUACAGUGUGUUGACGUCAUCCACAGGAGCUUCGAACCCCUACUCAGCAGCUAAUGUUUCACCACUGCCAAGCCGAGCUAAUCCACUGAGUACUACUGCUAUGCCACCCUUAUGUCAGAGUUCUACUAUGCCCGUCCUGUCGUUACACAAUACACAUUCCAUACCAUCGGGAUCAGCGAGUUAUACCCUAGGACUAAGCGUAGCGCCCGUAGCAUCAUCGUACACAUUCCCAACACAUUCAGCGACGACCGGCGGUCUGGCGAGUGUCCUCGGCACGGUGGGAACGUCCGGCGUCGGCACAACCGGGGUUUCGAGUCUGACCGGUUUGGGGACCGGACUCGGAACUGGCACAGGAUUAGGAUUAGGCUCCACUAACCCACUGACGAGUACGUUGGGUACCAACCUGACGAACUUCAACACGAGCACAUCGUACUCGACCUACACGAACCCGCUGCUGACGUCCGGUGGUAUCAGCUCCAAGAUGAAACCACUGGACGAACUGGACCUGCUGACACGUUAUGCGCAGCGGGGCGGAACUCCCUGUUCACCCAUACCUCCGGCGGGCUGGAACUUGGACAGUUACUCCGGUAUCGAUGGCGUCAAUCCUGCGUUCAUGCAUUCGCAGAGUCGAUCGUUGAUCGGAAUGGAUCUAGACGCACGAACUCACGGUUUAACACUGAACGGUACCGGUGAACCGCAAGUGGAUAUGUUAGAUAUACCGGGAAAAGGUAGAUGUUGUGUAUUUAUAGCAAGAUUUUCCUAUGACCCGCCAGAAGUGGAAGGUUCGGAAGGGGAGUUGGCGCUAUGCGCAGGUGAUUAUUUGUUAGUCUGGGGCAACGGUGAACCACAAGGUGGCUAUCUGGAUGCCGAACUGUUAGAUGGUAGAAGGGGCCUAGUGCCCGCGUCCUUCGUGCAAAGAUUAGUAGGUGACGACUUGUUAGAAUUCCAUCAGGCCGUAGUGUCGACACUGCGGGACGCUGAUGACGCCCCCAUAAUCCUCGAUCCAGCGCCGUUACCGUUGGGCAACCCUCUUGUGCCGCACACAACCGAAGACUUAGCGCGAAUUAGCGAAGCCCAUACCGACGUAGGUCAAGAGUUCGACGACGAAGCCGACACAGUUCCUGCACCGAAACAUCUCACCCUGGAGCGUCAGUUGAACAAGAGCGUCCUAAUCGGCUGGACGCCACCGGAUCCACCGGGGUGCAAUCAGAUCGAAAGCUACCACGUGUACGUUGACGGCGUACUGAAAGUGACUGUCAAGGCGACCGAACGCACACGAGCUCUGGUAGAGGGCGUAGACUCCAAUCGACCACAUAGAAUAAGCGUACGUAGUGUAACACAUAAUCGUAGAACCUCUCGCGAUGCUGCCUGCACAAUGAUCAUCGGACGUGAUACCGCACACUUAGGACCAUCGGCAGUAAGGGCCACCAACAUAACCUGUUCCAGUGCGGUCAUAUCGUGGCUGCCAGCAAACUCCAAUCAUCAGCACGUGGUAUGCGUGAACAACGUUGAAGUCCGGACGGUGAAGCCCGGUGUUUACCGGCAUACGAUAACGGGUCUGGCGCCUAGUACGCAGUAUCGAGUGACGGUUCGUGCGAAACACUUACGUGCGGCAGGUCAAACGCAAGCCCCUACCGCAGGACCUCCACCGGAAGAAGCGCCUGGAGCGUAUACCGACUUCAGAACGCUAGCCAAAGGAUUACCCGAUCCGCCCCAGGAAAUCCAAGUCGAAGCGGGACCACAAGACGGCACCCUGCUGGUGACCUGGCAGCCGGUGACGCGACCUCCCUCGUCCGGACCCGUUACCGGAUACGCCGUGUACGCGGACGGCAAGAAAGUGACUGAUGUGGACUCGCCAACCGGUGACCACGCGCUGAUCGAUAUCGGCAAACUGGUCGGACUCAAUCCCCGAGCAGUAACAGUGCGGACCAAGUCCCGCGACUCCCAGUCGGCGGACAGCAACCCAACCAUGAUACCAAAAACAAAUACUGAAAAUGGACUAAACUAUUCAUCAUCAUCACAACAAUCGCAACACAAUCAAGACCAAGUGCGAACAGCCGCUAGGAAUCGAAACCACAGCGGCGCCAUGCAGCCCCAGCCCGGCGUUGGUCCCAUGCGCGGUCGAAUGAUGAACAGCCAGCAGCAGCAACAGCAUCAACAGCAGCAGAUGAUGAACAACCAGGGCAUGAUGAACAAUCAGAUGCAACCGAUGAACCCGAACCAGGUGAUCGAACACGACGAGAAUCUCAGCGAUAAGGAGAUCUACCCGGGAUCGAUACACCAGCAGGAACGUGCCCAGCGCGACUCGAACAGCAGUGGCAUACCGGCGAUUGAAAUCACUAAAGAGACCGUCACCGAUGUCACCUAUAUUAGCGACGACAGUGAAUACCAAGACGGCGCUAGUAGCGGUGGCGGAAGUGGACGGCGCCGUAGUGGCCCUCCGCCACAGCAGCAACAGGGUUAUCGGAAUCAGAACAUGUCCGUCAAUCAACCCGGACGGCAGACGAACCCUCAAGGACCAAACCAGCCGUACUACGGUAGCACGAAUCCACAGCAGAACCAGCAACAGGUGCAACAGCAACAACAGCAGCAGCAGCAGCUGCAACAGAUGAACCGCAAUCCCAACCAGCCCCGACCGAUGAACCCCAACCAGCAGAUGCAAGCUCAAACGCAAAACCAACAACGGAUGGGUGGUGGUCCAGUGCCUGGUCAACAGAUGACGCCCCAGACGAUGCCUCCGUUUCCGGCGCACCUGAUGAAUGCGUCGAAAAAACCGCGCUACUUCAUGGCACUGUUCGACUACGAUCCGGCCACGAUGAGUCCCAACCCGGACGCGUGCGAAGAGGAGCUGCCCUUCAACGAGGGCGAUACAAUACGGGUCUACGGUGAUAAGGACCCCGAUGGUUUCUACUGGGGAGAGCUUCGAGGUCGGAGGGGUUACGUUCCGCACAACAUGGUACAGGAGAUUGAAGACGGUGCUCAGGGUGGCGUAGGGCCCUCGGUGCGAAGUAUUAGCAGAGAUCGAUGGGCCGAUAUCUAUGCCAAUAUGCCGGUAAAACGGAUGAUCGCACUGUACGAUUAUGAUCCGCAAGAGCUAAGUCCCAAUGUGGACGCCGAGCAGGUGGAAUUAAGUUUCCAAACCGGCGCCGUCAUACUCGUGUAUGGCGACAUGGACGAAGAUGGUUUCUACAUGGGCGAACUGGACGGCGUGCGAGGUCUGGUGCCGUCGAACUUCCUCACCGAGGCACCGGACCAGUACAGUAAUCAAGGCCCCAACGCCAACAAUCUGGCACAACGGACGCUCAACAGCAAUAACAAUCGAGCACGGGGGAUUGGCCCUGGUGUACGAGGACCUCCACCUCCGCCUCGGGACAACAUGGGCGGCAUGGGUGGCUUAGCACAACGGGGCCCGCAACGGAAAGAUGCUCGCCCUUCUUCCCCUACACUGUUAGACAACACGGGCCACCCUGCCCCCGAUCACCAAACGCAGGGGAUGCAGGGGAUAGGAGGGAUGAUCGGUCAAGGGAUAGGGAUCGGUGGUAAUGUUGGCGGAAUGAGUAGCAUGCAGCAGCAAACGCCACUACAACAGCAGCAGCAACAGAUGCGACAACAGCAGCAACCGAUGAUGCAGCAACAGCAGCAAAUGCAACAGAACCAGCAACAACAGCAACAACCCACAACCACAGCCUCAUCCGGUGGUGUCUUUUCUACAGCUACCAACCUACUAUCGGGGGCCGCCGGAGCGGCAACCGGUGGUCUGUUCGGCAAGAAGCCGGCCGCACAGACGCAACAACAGCAGCAACCCGGCGGUGGUCCGAUGAACCAACAACCGCAACAACAAUCAUCCGGUCCAUUUAGUAGUUUAGGCAUGAACAUGGGCAUGGGUGGUGGCCAGCAGCAACAGCAACAGCAACAACCCGGCCAACCUGGCCAACCCGGUCAGCCAGGUCAACCCGGUCAGCAGCCAGGUGGGCCCAACAUUAUGGGCAAAAUCCAAGAGAUGGCAGCACCUGGUGGAGACAUCCUGUCCAAGGGCAAAGAGCUAAUAUUUAUGAAAUUCGGUCUUGGUGGUAAAUAACCCCAGGCAUUUAGUUCACAACAUUAUAAUUAUAGUUAUUAUUAUUGGAGCUGUAAUGAACCUAAACUAUAUUGUACAAUAUUAUUGCUAUGAAUUACUCUCAACAUUCCGAAUCCUAAAAACGAGAACACAAUACGGGACGAACUGUAGAAGCAAAAUCGUAUUCGCAAAAGAAUGGAACAAAUAAUAGGCUAGUAAGUUAAAUACAAAAAAUUAAGAAACAAGAAGAAAAUUGUUGUCAAAAGCUUUAUGUUCAUGCAAAUGCAGCCGACGAAAUGUUUCAAGUGUAAAUACGACAAAAAUCGAUAUAUUUUGGUUCGAGAAUAAAACAACCCAUUAGAGAUUUAGAAUUAAGUGAACCAGAAACAUGAUCACGCACACGUUUUUUCGCGGCAUUUUGACGAAAAUUGAAGUUGUUUUAGUUCAUGCGUUGUUUUCCUCAAGUUAGAGUUUAUUUGUUCUUCUUGUUUGACGGAAGGUGACCGAGAGUUGCCCUUCGGAAAUUUAUCGUAGUCGUUUCUAUACAAAACUGUUUGAAUAGUGUUGUUUUAUUUAUCGUACUUUGGUCUUGUUUGAUGAAUUGCUAGGAAGAGUAAAGGUUAAAAUUAUACAAAGUUGUAGUUAUUACCAGACGUAAAAGACAAGUUCUAACAUUAAGAUGAGUGAUCAAAAAACAAAGUGAAUGAAAAGGUGAUAUUUACAUUUAAAGCAAAUCAUUACCCAUAUCAUUCCAUAUGCAUAUUAUUAUAAAUAUAUUAUAUAUAUUUAAAAGAUGAACAAAACAUUCAUGCUUCAAAGUGCUGUUCAACAUUUAGAGUUACAUCUCACCGCAAUCAACUCUUUUCAACUGGUGCAUCCAUCAUUCAUCAUACCAUUGAUAGCGAAUAAAACAAACAAAAAAAAAUGAAACAACAAACAAUAUUGAAUUGAAUCGGCGCGUCUUUAGCACAACAUUAUCUAUUAUCAAAAAAUAUCUUUGACUAAAACAAAGCAAGACAAACCUUACAGUAAUCUAUCGUUAUCUGAUUAUUGACCCCCAACUUGAAUUACGAAUCAAAGAGAAGAAAAGUAUAUCAACUUAUCGCAAUGUUAUUAUUUAUCUCUAUUUUUGUUCGUAUAUACAAAAGAAACGUCGCUAAAGAGUUGUACUAAAAAACUUAACAAAAAAAACUAAUGGCAAACAUGUAGUUAAAAGAAAAUUUAGUGUAUUAUAUGAAGAAAUAACUAAAGCAGAAAUCACUUCAAUUCUCUAGCAAUUGAUUUGAAGUUACGUUAAGCAUCGGGUUAAAAAAGUUAGCGGAUCGACUAGGCGAUGAAACUAAUAUUGGCAUGUAAAUACAUAAAUAGUACUGGCUCGAAACUGUUUGGAAUCAUAGCGAAAAUCUCGUUGGCGCGCGAGUGCCGACCGUUGUUAGCUGGAAUACAUGGCCGAAAUGAGGACGGAAAAUGAAAAACACAAAAAAAAUUCCAGGUGAAAUGUUGAAGAAAAAAGACGACCACAAAUGUUUACCCACCAUUAUUAAAUUGAGAAUAUUUAUAGUUAUUAAUCAAUCUUUAAAAUUAAACUACAAGAAAAAAAAACAUAAAAUACCAAAAAAAAAGUGGACAACCAAUUUUGCGACGUGUAAAAACCUUGGGAGUUCGUGCGACGAAAAUGCGAAAAUGCUAAACAAUAAUAUUAAAAUUACAAACAAAACAGAACUCGCAAACAAUCUUGAACGCUUAGCGAAGACAAAAUCUUAUAGAGUUCAGACAUAAACUCGAUCAGAAUCAAUCAAAUAACAGAACACACACCUACACCGUGACACAUUAACACACUACACUGAUGGCGCAUAUCGACGGAUGGUGGCAGCCAUUCCAAGUAGAUUCACUUCUACACUGCUUUUUAAUUCAGAAUAUAGAAAACAAAAACUGUUUCAAUAUUCUUUCUGUAGUUGCCACAAGUUUAGCUCAAAGUUUGAAGAAAAAAAAAGUAGGUUAUAUAACUUUCAUUGAUCAAGUCAAGGGAAACGCUGACACCAUCCAGCGUACUCGCCAUUUCACCCCAGCACAUUCACACUUUUACAUGAAACAUGAUGAACACACACACACAUACAUACUUCUAAACACGUACCACAACACGUGCACCGUUUGCUAAGAUGAGGUGAGGUAAACCGCAAAAUCAUAGAUGGCGCAGUGACUGGCAAACGUAAGUAUUAUCUCCAGACAGUUUGAUUUAUCAAAAUGCAUCGUUUUGGUUUGCCUUCGAAUGUUCUUGUUACUAACUCCAAUUACAAACCUGGGUCGACUGGUGAAAAGUGUGAAACUACUCUAGACCGCUGGAUUUCCCUUCAAGUUGGUCAUGCCAUGCUUAAUAUCAAAAAAGUUGUUUCGCCCUUUUCAUAUGUUGAUCCAAAAACAUCCCAAAAUGUCACACAAGUCUGCGUCCGCGCAUGAAAACGGCUUCUCACGCGCGUGCUCUCUUCUCACAGUUAUGAACAAAAGACGAUUUAAUAACUACAAACCCAGUUUCAUCCACCAAUCAGCGCUGCUGCUUUCUUUCCGUUCCAUUCGAUACCGACAUCGAAGGCGUGGCCUCCUUUGCAUAGUGAAUGUUUUCUGCGAUUAACAUAUACCUAUUAUUAAAGAUCAUUAUGCCAAAAAUAUCGCUUCCCAUAGAAUUUCCACCCAGUGGCAAAACGCUAUUCGGCACUGCGCCGAAUGGCAUAAUACCGUGUGACAUAACCUUAAGAAUCGUUAAUUUAAAAAAGGCACAAGAAUGGUGUUAUGCCUGAAUGGCUUUAUGUCAAACGGCGUUAUGCCAAAUGGGUGGAGCCGUCACAGUGUCAAAUCGGUCUCUCAUCAGUUGGAAACGUUUUCAUACUUUCUAGGUCCCAACGAGUGUAAAAUGGCUUGAAGGGCUUCGUCGAGUUUCAAAGCGAAGCCCUUUUAGUAGUUAACAUCAAACACAAACACACAAAUACACGCACCCAAGGACUAUUUGAGGGUAAAGUAUGUUUUAAAUAAGUUUUUUUUUUCAUAACAUUUCAUCGUCUCUCAUUACUAGCUGUUUUUACUCGAGCACGGCAAUUCAAAAUGUUUGUAUAAAUUUUCAGUGUUCCUGGCAACACUAACAUGUGGAUCACAGAACCAUCAACUAAGUGAAAAAAAGUGGAUUAUCUCUAACAUUUGAAGCCUUUGGAUUCUCGAAAGCAGUAAUUGGUUCAAUAAAUCUCAGAUACGAACCGCAGCCUCAAAAUAGAAUCAGUUAUUAUUUAGUGUCAAGAGCUGAUUCCGGACAUAUGAAGAGCUUUUAAGAUCAAUCAAAUCACCAUGGACCUCACAAAUCCAGGUCUACUAUUCUGGUAAGAUUGUCACUACUUCAUACCGUGUAUCUUUUGGAAACUCAAGCCCUGUCACGGUCGCCAUGUAAUGUGAAAAUGUUUCCGUUUUUAAUGUUGAGAGAUUUUCAAAGAAGGUGAGACUCUCCAAGCUGAUUAUUGGCUGCAACACGUCCAUUCCCCGAAUAACACAUAUGUUGUAGAUGAGGUUAUAUGGCUCCUAUAUGACCAAAUAUGGUCACAUUAGAGUCAUACCGACUCAUGUAUGACAUGUGUGCUACUAGGGUCAGUUCAUAGAGUGUAAGUUGAUUAAAGGAGUUGAGGAAUAUUACAUCCAUAUUCAUUAACAUCGAAGAUUACUAGGUAUUGAUGAAUGUUUACCGGUAUUCUGGGUCUCAAACUUAUAGCUCAGUUCUUUCGGAGAUACGACUGAGGUUAGGUACUGUGACGGUUGGUCUCGCAGUCUAAUGGGGAAUGGAAAACACUAGCUUAUUUAUUAUUAAUAUUUCCGACGUUUCAGCCCGUUUGGAACCUUUUUCAAAGGUUCAAUCUUCAGGGGUUUCAAAACAGUUUUGCUAAACUCGUUCCAGGAGCUUUUCGUAAUGAAUAUUUUCUUGAUUUCCUAGGGCACACAGUAGUUUCAUGCCUGCAUGUGUAUAUGCAAAAUGGUCAUUGGAAGAGGAAGCUCUCAGUUAAUAACUGUAGUAAUGCCCAUAGAACACCAAACUGAGAUGCAGGCUUUGUCCCAGUUGGGAGGUACCUGCAAGAAGAAGAAGAUUUGGUUUCAAAACAAUGUUUUUUUGACUUCUCAAAGUUUGAGUAUUGUGCUCGAGUAAAAUUAUGCAACUAUUUCAAUAUUAAGUAAGAGGCUUUGACACAUAGUAACAUCCACAAGAUUUUUAUUAUACCAUCAAUCCCAUCGCUAUCAAAAUCAACAUCACGUUCAAAAGCAAUACAAUAAUUGAAACACAGGAACAAUCUUCUCCUAAAACAAACGAUACGUAGGCAACGGAACUGAAAUUUGGGAACCAAAUCGAAUGGAAUCUAACGGUAUUAUUUUUAUCCACCAUUGUUCAAUUCGGAACCCAUGCGACGUUGCACAGUGGUAAAAAUGUCAUCGUCAUCAAAAUAGGCCAAAACAAAACGGUAAGGCAACAAAAAGCAAAGCAGCAACUGAAUCGAACACCCAUAGCGAGCUAGUAUAACUGUACAACCAAUUAAUGUUUGAACAUUUUUCUAGAGGGAAACCCAAACCAAGAAAAUAGUGCACACGAGAGCAAGAAUUACCCGACUCAACCUUAGUUCGAAACUCUCCACACUUAGUCCGUUACUUUUCACUCUAGAUUGAAUCGAAUCGAAUGAAAAAAAAUCAAUAUAUUUACUUCACCUCAACUUUCUACUGACUUUUCAACUCAACUUACUUCUAAACUACACAGAAAACUCACACUCGUAAAAAAAUACUAACAUUUCUAUCAAACACACGCAAUGUCUGUUAACAAAAGUGAAUCCAAAAGAAGAACAGCAAAAAAAAACUUUUGAUCAGAUAAAAUGGUAGCGAAAAAACAUGCGGGCAAACCAGUGAGAAUGGUACGAGAGCAGUACACACAGUAAAACAAUAUUGAAGUACAUAAAGGAAAAAAACAAAGUGUUAUUGUUAUAUUGCGGAAAAAUAAUGAGAAAAUGCAAUUGAAAUAAAAUAAAUUCAGUUCGGUGCCUUCUGAAUGUUUGACGCGUGGAAUUUACUUUCCGAGAUACUUUUUUCUCUUUGCCCUUUGCUUUUGUACCACUCAACUGUUGAUCUUAUUUAGUUUGCUGAAAUCAAGUUCGGGAAAACGAAAGACAAGAAAAAAUGUUACGAAACAUAAAUUCGAUCUACCCGUCUCAUCUACAUGUUGCUUGAGUCCCUACAAACUACUACCUACGAAUGCUACGUAUUGAACACGUGUUUCCGGUGAUCUCGGUGAUUGUUCUACUCGCACUCUCUACACACAUUCGUACACACAAUUCGACUUUCGGGCAUUUUUUUCUAUCUGUGUAAUGUGAAUCGUACAUGUCGUUUCUUCUUAUUGUACGCUCAAUCCGGUUAUUGAUGUGUGUGCGUGUGUUCGCGAUCAGUUUUUUUUUUAUUCUGAAUGCGACUGUUGCGAUUCAAGUUCCCUUGGCUCUCGGAAAAGGUUUGGAUAGAAAACGGUGCGGAAUCAUUGGAUGCCUUUUGGAUCUGUACUCGUAGCUGAUCGUCUCGAUCGGUCGAACGAUGGUCUCGUUUCAAAAUUGACAUUUUAAAACAUAGAAAAGGUCCAUAACUUCAAGUUUCGUGUGCCUGCAUCUGUCUUUGCACGUGACCAGAUUCUUUAGUUGAACCUUUAGUAUCGUCCACAAAGUCCACAUACUGAAACAUUCAGAUGAUGUACCUUUAUAAGCGACCGCGUGAAGAUGGAGAUAUUUCUCUGUGUGCAAUGUUUCACAAUGCCGUCUACCCCCGUUGGUUUGACCGCAUCUAAUCUGAACACUUUUAAAUUGAUCCCCGCUAAUCUGCACACCGUUCAAAUGAAAAAUAGAUCAAACGUCAUUUUGCUAAAGGAACGGUGUGAAACGGAACGCAGAAUCAAAACAAAACAUCAAAUAUGGUUGCCAGCAGUGUGUUCUAUUGUCACCCACAGGGUUGCUAGAAGUUCAAAAAAUGAACCCCGUUGGUUUGUAUGAGGUGUCGUUCAAACCAACGGGGGUAAACGGUAAGUGCACUCGGAAGUUUACUCCAGGGAGGGUGUAGGCACGUCAUACUCGAACAAACUACGCCUACCUAACAUACAUCGAGCGGGCUUUCCCAAACAACACAAUGCGAUGUCGCGGGCCAUACCCAUCAGCAACCCUAACCGAUUUCCAAGCAGGAUUCGACCAGGCCCCAGGUCGCGUUGCCAGUCGACACUAACACGCUCGCAAAAGAUGAGCAAUAGGCCUACCUUGCCGCUUGCGGAUCACCUGGUACACUCUAAACGAUGUUGUUACAUCACUGCAUUCUGUCUGCAUUCACGUUUUUUCAAGAUCAUUCAGUGUUACACGUAUCAGCAGUGAUGAAAAAUGUCAUAACCAUCACGAGACUGCCACCAGAGCCAAAUUCGUUUAUCUCUCUUCCAACGUGAAACGAUCUUAGCAAGCAUCAGUCAUACCCAAUUAGGGCGUUUGUUUCAAGUUUCACACUCCUCUCUCAUCGAGAAGUGGUAUUGUGCAUCCUAGCUUAAUCACUCAGAUCCUGCUGAUCUGAGUCAGCCGCCAUAAGAUUGCGCCCGUUUGAUUUGUACACGGCAGCUGACAGCUCCACCCGGCGGCUGCAAAACAGUUUUAGCCAAGAUGCACACCGUGUGCAAAUCAUACGUGCGCGGUCUGGCGCGAUCUGAGGCUGCGCGUUUCGAACGCAGCUUGCUGAGAAUCUAAGAUAAGCGCGACAAUAGCUAGAUGUAGAGUAGUGCUUCAGUAAAACACUCUUCACGAUGAUAAUGUGAAUUUACUCUUCACGAUGAGUAAAUACUGGAGUUCCCAUGCCAAUAAAAGUGUUUAGUAAAUAAAAAUGGCUUGUGAUUGGUGCUGAUGCGUGUAGCACAGUUGCAAUUUGUCGACAACACUUCGUGAUUCAGAUAUUACACAGUUGAUCAAUACAUAUUGAUUGAAAACUGCAUCUGUUAUUGAUGCUUAACAGCACUGUCGUUUAGUCCUUCUCCGCUGUUGAUACGAAUGUGUCAGAAAACAGGUAACAUGAUAUAAAUAAUUCAGGUUUUACUCAAUAAUGGCUCGCAACAUUCCCUGCUAAGCUUGCCAGUUUUGUCGAAGAGCCCCACAUCAUCUUCAACUUAUGCCUUCCUAAACACAAGAUGUUUGGGGUACAUAGCUUAAAUAGCAGCGUAUUAAAGAUUUGUUUAACAGAAUUGACUGAAAAUGCAUCCCGAUGUUCACAUAGAGUGGAUCACCUUCAUGAUGCAUGUUCAGCGAUAUCCGUUGAACGAUUCUUUUAAACGGUGCUCUACAAAAUCAUAGCUAUGUACUCCAAAUAACUUGUCCUUAACAUUCAAUGGAUCACUAAAAUUACCAAAACGGUCGCUAUGGAAGUAGCAGAUAGCACCACCUUAACUUUGUGUGUUUGACGUAACUCGACUACUGUCACAAUGUUAAAGGUAUACAAAGUGACGGCAUAUAAGGUGGAACAAAUGUCCCCUGCCUUUGUACUGAUUCCGCAAACAGUUUCAGGUCGUCCAUAUAGAAGAUGUGGGUUAUUCUUGCGCUUCUCGUUCCACUUUCCAGUAGAUAGUCAUAGUUGCAUUGAUUGAGUGCUCUGCUGAGGGGAUUCAUUACAAGGCAGAACAAUAGUGAACUGAAGAUAUCGCCUUAGGAUAUUCCCCUCCUGAUGCUGAGAUUUCUGGACCGCGACACAGCUGUUCAGUUGUGGGCACGUACUUCACAUUCCCAUCGCGUGCUGACGUUCACGUCUACCUAAUGACGCCUAAUGUCGUUCACGUCUACCUAAUGACGCCUAAUGUCGUUCUCGUCUACUUUGUACAACUGCAGUACCUUGAGAAGGUACGAGUGCGAUACUGAGUCGUACUCCUUCUUGUAAUCGAUGUACGCCAUACUCUGGUUCUUCUGCUUUUCGGUGGCUUGACCUACAAUGACUGCAUAUAUGAUGACCAGAUCUAUGUAACCUUGCAUUUGGUAUACCGGAUAGGUUCAUGUACAUCCUGAGCGGUUGCUACGACCACGAUCAUGUCUCCUACUCCAUUACACUGACGCUGCUAACCACAUACCAUCGUCGCAGUAAAGGACAGGGCUAUCCCGUAUCAGUAGACUCCGUGGGGUUAUCCCGAAGAUUGGCCCAGAACUGUGUGACUUCGUCGAACUCCGGAAGGCCUUCUCCAUAAUCAGGCUUAUCGUUUCGAAUGCAGCUGCAGAAAAGGGCCUAUCUGAUUUUUGUAAACAAACAUGUUUUUGUCUCUGUAGGGCCCAUCUGCAUCCACCCACGCACAUCAACACCCUUAACAGGUAGCUUGAAAAACAUCCUUUCUGAUAAGGCUGUUGAUGUGCGUGGGUGGAUGCAGAUGGCCCAUACAGAGACAAAUACAUGUUUGUUUACGCAAAGCAGAUAGGCCCUUUUCAAAUGUUCGUCUAGAUUUAGCAAGAGCACUCAACCGCUGUACAGGGGUGUUUUGGAUCUCUGUAAUGUUUACUUCUGUGAGAUCUCGGACUUCUACGGGCUUCACAAUUUCAGCAACAUUUCAAACUAGCCUCGUUGAUCGAUUCCCAUGCAUGUACUGUGUUAAUCUUGGUCCGCAAUGUGGUGAUUCGAUUCUCCAAACGCCGCAUCCACGUGGAUUUUUGAGUGCUGGGGCGUGUACGACCUUCACCGUCUCCUUGAGGGCGCGACCGAAACCCCAGCGUCUUCACAACAGCCACCGCAACUGAAUACACAGUAAACUGUUGUUUCUCUAGGUUCUGUACGACCUCCAUGUACUAAGGCAAAAUAUCCUGGUUUAGGAUGCUUACUGCACUCGUUAGCCGAUAUGAAUUCCGCAGCUUUGGUAUUCGGCAUGUUCCACGGAACUGCCUGACUGCUGUGAUCACGUGGUGCGCUGGUUCAUCUCGUAGUUGCUGUCGCUGUUACAUAAUCCGCUGCCGUCAGCCGCCUUCUAACGUGAGUGACUGAAGUCGAUCAGCAUCAAUAACAUUGGCAGGUGCAGCAUGGCCUUGAUGAUUGCUAUUUCUACCGUUUCUGCUCUGCGUUUGCGGUACGUUGCCUGGCCAUUAUGUGACUAUUGCAAGACAAAAAGUUUCAGAAAAUACGAAACCCCUAUCUGCCCUGACCUGACCAGUUUGGCCCUGUUCAGCCUCUUCUUUGUUGUAGUCUCCGUUACCCCACGAACCUUGCAUUUCUUGUACGGGUUGUAUUCCAGGUCCUUCCUCAUGCCAUGAUGGUUUGGGUAGUCCCCAUUCACACAUCCAGGUCAGCAGCGACCACGGAUCGAGCGGUUCAUUUUUCGACGAACCCGCUCCCUCACCACCUUGAUGGCUGCUAGCGUUUUUACUGAAUACGGCCGCUUGGAUCUCGCACGGAUCUUGAUCGAGCCCGUCUUUCGCUACCGACGGAUUUCAACCGCCGGAAUAUGUCGCCGUCAGUUUUCGCAAACAACUUAUCGCUGCACCGUUUUCGGAAACAUCCGUCGCGCCACUUUUUCGUCGUGAGGGGUUAACAAAAAAAACCAAUGACAGCAGCUAAUCUGACACCAAUACCAAUUCACAGAAUGCACACGGUGCGCAUCUACACAACGAUAAAAUGUUGUAUUCGAGCCUAUUGAAACCCUCUACGAAUUACUGUGGUUUUAUAGUGGUAUUACUUUUGACGCUAAUGAUCUUUAGCAUUGGCGGAGCCAGCUUUUUCUUUUUUCUUACUCACUCUUCUAAACAUGCAAGAGAAAGAGCGAGAUGAAAGAGGAGACAAGCUGCCCCCUCUUCCAUCUUUUUCUUUCUCUUGUGUGUUUAGGAGUGUGAGAAAAAAAAAGAAAAAGCUGGCUCCGCUAAUGAUCUUUAGUGAAUUUAAGAUUUUUUAAAGGAUAACUUGUAAGAUCUUUCAUCGCUCCUAAAAGAGAUCUUCGAAAAGUCUUUAGCCAGAUGCUUCAAACUUGCAUACCGAUUCGUACAGAUUUCGAACGCUCCAAGCCGCAAUUCCCAACCCUAUUCUAGACUAUAGGGCUCGGUCCGUUCUAGUAAUGAUUUCGCAUUUCAUUUCGGUUCUUUCACUCAAGCUACAAAGCAGGAUCUUAGCUAUAUCAUGUUGGAAUUCUUAUCUUAAUCUACUGUUUCAAGUGUAAGAUAUAAAAUUACGAACUCAAACAGCAAAAUCGACUAGGCGUGGCGUGAGAUUGAAGAUGGAUGCAAGUCUUACAGUAAGCUGAAUCCAAAUAUGCAAAAAAAAAACAGGAGAACCAGUGAGCAGUGUGUAAAAUACAAAAAAAAAUAGCGAGCUGAAAUUGGAAACGUGUAGUACUUUGUACAUUCAAUGAGAUAUAAAGUAGAUAUACAAAUAAGAACACAUGAUUAAAUAAAAUACGAUGCUAUUCCAACAAACACGCUUUUCAUGCUUUUUUGUACAUACAUUAUGACGAGAAAUUCUUCGUUUCUAUUACCGGACAUUAACGACGAUAGGUAUUAUCGAAAAAAAUAGAGGAGGAAUGGAACGCAAUGAAGCUAAAAGCUUAGACUAUCUUUAUACACAGAACCAAAAACAAGCAGCCGAAGUUAUACAAAACCGUUUCAAAUUUGGAUUUAUGCAAUAAUGCCUCGACAAAAGCUUUUCUCUAAUUAGCCCUCAAAUCAGGAUAGCCAAAGACACACAUCGUAUGUAGAUGCGCUAUCCCCUCGGUCACUUUAAAUUUGGCUGAACUCUUCUCUUCGCGUGUUAUUAUGUCUUACCUUGUACCGAACGAUAUAAAAAAAAAACUCUGUCCAAAACAAAACCAAACGAACUAUUCCGUAUUCAUCUGUAUAAAACAACAAGUCUAAGACAAGGAGAACAAAUACAAUAAUUAAUUAUAAUGAUCAAACCAAACUUAACGGCAGCCAAAUUCAAACCCUUCAUCUCUCAAUAAUUAGUUUAGUAAUGGAAUGAAACUGAGUCAAAAUUAGUGUAGCAGAAGCUGUCACGAAACAACACUAGCGGAACGGCAAAAUUGUUAAAGAAGAACUACCAUAAAUUAAUACUAAAGGAAAUUAAAGAAUUUGUCGCGAGUCACGAUGAAUGAAUAGUGUUAAAUGCAAGUGUCGACGAGAGAAAAAAAAAUCUAAUAAAGCGAACCGAACAAAAUGUCGAUAAAAAAAUAUCCGAGUCUAUCGUUUUCUUGGUUGCAGAAGCUUCGCCAUUCACGUGGUAAACACAUAUCAUAGUAACAUGUUCAUUCGAUACGCCAGAAUCAGACUCAUACAUGCUCACACGGAUCCAGUUUCAUUGUGGACUAUCUAGAAAUGUGAUCAGUUCAUACAUUCUGUCCCCUAAUCUCUCCCUGAUUCUUGAAUAAAACGCCGACCAUUUUGCGUUACCUAUCCUAGCUUAGAAGUUUCUCCAUGGUCAAAAUCGUUCCGAAGAUAAAAGCAGGCAGCCAUAACGUCCUUGUAAAUCCCAUUCCACAACUCCGAUUCCGAUAAAACAGCGAAGAGUGCAGGAAAGCAGAAAUUCGUUUUGACAACACUAAUCGCUUGGUUCAAUCACACACCAUGAUUUAGGGAGGCCACAAAAACACAAACAAAAGUGAAGCAAGAACAAACAGCUGAGGUUAAGAACAGUGGAAACAAAAAAAAACAACAAAUAUAAAAAACUCAAAACAACAUCAAACACACAGAAAAAGAAACACAAAAUGCUACCACAACCAAACAGAGAAAAGAUACUAAACCAACAAGAAACAACAAUAAAAAAUGAGAUCAGGCGGAAAACUGACAGAAAACCAACAAGCAUCUUUGUAACGAUAAUAAUUAAGAAGGAAAAUACAUUACAAGCAGAGAAAUACAAUAAAAUCGUGAAUGUAAGUGAAACCAAA